AUGCCUCCCGUAGAUUGUGCCAGUACUCGAACUUAUCCAGCCAGGGAUGGGGAUGUUGCCACAACAAAGAAGUCGAAUUUGCGAGCAUCAAUUGCAAGCGGGAAAUACAAAGUCUGGCCGCAGAGGUUACCUGAUCUCACUCGUGUAUAUGAGUAUGCUUUUGAGACAACGCAACAGCUUUCAGCAACAUUGACAGCGGGCUACGUCUUGGGACUCGACGAAGACGGAAAAAAAUUCCCGCUUACCAUCGGUAUUCGCAAGGACGACUCGGACAACAUGCGAUCUCAUGCGCUUUGA
Molecule: messenger RNA, 297 nt
Organism: Pyrenophora tritici-repentis Pt-1C-BFP
Lineage: Eukaryota; Fungi; Ascomycota; Dothideomycetes; Pleosporales; Pleosporaceae
Source: RefSeq, a predicted model, not a curated record